Molecule: messenger RNA, 4063 nt
Organism: Hippocampus zosterae (dwarf seahorse)
Lineage: Eukaryota; Metazoa; Chordata; Actinopteri; Syngnathiformes; Syngnathidae
Product: cysteine-rich secretory protein LCCL domain-containing 1-like
Exons: 15
Coding region: 1737-3332 (531 amino acids)
Cellular component (GO): extracellular region
Source: RefSeq, a predicted model, not a curated record
ACACGUGACCUGCACGCAACACAAAAGGAGCAUUUGGGACCAAAAAAAAAAAAAAAAGUGCGGUACACUCGUAUGCCUAAAUAGCCACCACGAUAAUCAACAUGGUUGCCUUGUGACAAUGACAGAGCUGCCCCCCUGCUGCUUCCGCUUCACCUGCGGUCAUUGGAGUGCAAUGAGAAGCGGAAGUGUGUUGAAAUAAAGAAUUGAGUUUGAAACCUGUGCGGACACCUUUCGCCAUCGCUGGUGAGUCUUGAAGAAAGUUUUCUUUUUAUACUCGGCUCACCUGUGGUGUUGCUUUUCUUUGUCACAAACGGGGAUCAAUAACUGUUUUAAUGAAGCAGAAAAUGAGUACGUCGCGGACCCCGGUGAGUCGUUCAUCACUCUUAGCGGAUGAAAGGCGCGUCUGCUACGCCGACUGCAUCUUUAUGGAAUCUCCCGCUUUGGAAAAUGUGAUGAUUGAAAAUGCGAAGCACCGUACAGCAUAUCAUGUCUCAUUCUUAAAAGCCUCAGACUCAAUCCCCUGCAGUAAAGGAUUCCUCUUUAAAUAAUGCAUGAGUGAAGGAAGGGAAAUAGUCAUCGCAGAGAUUAAUGCAAAUGGAGUCGUUUCUUCCUGGAUUGAGAAAUCCUGAAAGCAUCCCUGAUGUCGUUUUUCAAUUCUGUGAGAACAUUUGUAUGAGUGACAAGGUUUUUUGACGCUAAAUUACACAUUCUAAAGGUAUGACUGACAAUCAUCACAAAAAGACAUUUUGGAAUUAUAAAUGGUAACAAUAUUAUUGCCCAUUAGUGCAUUGAGAAUUUUUUUUUUUUUUUCACAGAACACAGUCCAACGUAAAUGCUCGUGGGGCCACAAUUUUUCAUCAGUGCUUUUGAAGAACCAGAAAGGACUUACACUUCUUGACUGGUGACUACCAGGGAAAAAAAUGUUGUCCAAUCACAUUUAUUUUGAAAUUCCCCAAUCUAUGUGACGUCAUUGGACUACUGCAAGACAUUUUUGAAAUCCCACUACAUUUUUUAAACGGGCUCAAAUACACUUAAAACAACUCAAACAACACUUUCACGUGUUCAUAAGAGUCUUAUUAUUAAAAUGCCAACAGCAUUUCAAGACAAAAUGUGUUUGAUUAAAAAGUAUUGCUUUUCCUCUUCCCAUUGAGGGAAGCCAUUUUCUUACUUUUUCUAACCCCUACAAAUUUGGUAUCAUUGGAAAGCACUGAAUGUCCUAUUUAGAGUAGCAAAGGGAGUUAAUGCGAUUGGAGGCACUGGGUGGGAGAUAUUUAGGUUCAUAAAUGUCCUCGACAGAGGACAAAUUUGAACCACUGGUAGUAAAGAGGAUAUGUGCCCGUUUAAUGUAUUUCAUUUUCCACGAUCCAAACUCUAACAACGAAAUGAGUGUUCCCCGCACACUGGGCCACUUAGGACCGGGCAUCGGCAGCCCCCGCAAUUGAGGAAAAAAUAUGGAUAUUUAUUCUCCGAGGAUAUUUAAUUUUGAAAAAGGACCGGGUUUUCCGCAUGGCAUCUGUCAAUGAUGAACUCUUGACUCGUCUUUCAAGAUGGCAAUUAUGUCAGGUGCGUUUUGCAAACAUUCAACCGACAAGCUAGCAGAAUGAGUGAAAACGGACGUCUUUGGAACGUUUCCUUCCUACGGGGACAAGACUGGGACAGCAUAAGUCAGGAGAGCAACAUGCAACAAAAAGUGCGGUACACAUAUCGCAACAAGCCCGAUAUGCGGCGAUCGGCUCAUGAGUUCACGUUCGGGCGAGCAAGAGAAGAUAUUCGGCGCCGGUGUUUUCUGCAACAUGACGCAGCCUCUUGCUUUUCCUGGGUGGUUUCGGGCAGCGAGCCUGUGCUUAUGUUUGGCCCACGCCGUCACAUCUGCGGUCCUCACCAACGCCACACGACUGGAGUCCAUCCUAGACAAGUACAGCGACAAAGAUGGAGAGUGGUGGAAGGCCAGAACGAGAGGGAAGAGGGCCAUCAGCGAGGGGGACAUGCAUCUCAUCCUGGAUCUACACAACAAGUUGCGUGGUCAGGUCCACCCUCCGGCCUCCAACAUGGAGUACAUGGUGUGGGAUUACGAGUUAGAGAGAAGCGCCGAGCACUGGGCCCACACCUGCCGAUGGGAACAUGGACCAAGCUACAUGUUGACUCAAAUAGGCCAGAACCUUGGCGCGCACUGGGGCAGGGACCGCCCUCCCACUUACCACGUGCAGGCUUGGUAUGAUGAAGUGAGGUACUACAGCUACCCUUACUCUCAGGAGUGUAACCCACACUGCCCUUUUCGAUGUUCGGGACCCGUUUGCACUCACUACACUCAGUUGGUGUGGGCCACAAGCAAUCGCAUUGGCUGCGCCAUCAACGUGUGUUACAACAUGAACGUGUGGGGAAUGAUCUGGGCAAAAGCUGUCUAUCUGGUCUGCAACUACUCACCACCGGGGAACUGGUGGGGCCAUGCGCCUUACAAGUAUGGCGCUCCAUGCUCUGCUUGUCCUGCCAGCUAUGCUGGAGGAUGCCGGGACAAUCUGUGCUACAAAGACGGAGGUGUUGACAGGCGCCCCGCUCCAGAGACCGAGGAGACCAACUACAUUGAACCGGAGCCGGAUGCAGUGCGAGAGCUGGAGGCCCAACCCAGGGCCCGAGAUCCGGACCGCUCACCACCUUCUGAGGACAUGGAGAGAAAACAGGUCAUCAGCACCGAGCAGAUGUGCCAGCAGAUGGACUGCGACACCAAGCUGAGAGAUCGCUGCAAAGGAACGACAUGUAACAGAUAUGAGUGUCCACCCGGCUGCUUUGACGGACACGGAAAAGUAGUUGGGACGACGUCGUACGACAUGCAAUCCAGCGUGUGUGGAGCCGCCUUGCACGCCGGUGUUAUCGACAAUGAUGGAGGAUGGUUGGAUGUGACGAGACUGGGUCGAAAACAACAAUUCACCAAAUCGUACAAGAACGGCAUUCAGUCCAUUGGGAAGAAUAGAAGUGCAAAUUCCUUUAAAGUACAGUCUGUGCCUGUCAAGGCAGUAGCAUGUGACACCACCGUAGCGCUGUUCUGUCCCUUUAAGAAACCAGUGCGACACUGUCCAAGGUUGUAUUGUCCCAAGAAUUGCCUUGGCGGGAGUCAGGCCAGAGUGAUCGGAAGUAAAUAUUACGCUGACAAAUCAAGUAUCUGCCGAGCGGCCCUUCAUGCCGGAGUCAUCCAGAAUGAAGCCGGAGGUUACAUCGAUGUGAUGCCGGUGGACCGCAGGAGGCAGUACAGCGGCACUUCUCAAAACGGCAUCACCUCAGAAAGCUUACGUAACCCGACGGGAGGAAAAGCCUUCCGAGUGUUUGCUGUCAUUUGAAAUGGAAGCGUCGCAAACGGAUCCAAGGACAGAACUCUUCACUCACUCAAGAUAUCAAGCUUUCCUACGAAGGAACAAUCACUUUUCUCCGGCAUUGAUACGAACGGUGUCACAGGUCUCAACGCAACUAAAAUCACGUCAUUGAUAGCUUGGCCAAAGAGGUUGACGAAUGACCCCGCGAGUGCUCCAGUAAGGCGUUCUAUAAUACCGCCCGCAGUUCGGGAGCCUUGCUGUGUCCAUGCAUUGCUUCGCCACGCUGCCCACACAGUUCCUGAUAAUGGACUUUCAAUUCCAAAAGGCCACAAAACAAUUCUGCAGCCAUUUUAACUUGGGCGAAAAUCCAGCGCUUCAAAGACCCGCCGUGCCUAACUAUGAAGACGAGUUGUGAAUGAUUGAGCGUCUUCAUUUGUCGUGCUGCUUGAGCUACUGAGCUUUUUAAAUUCGGACUGUGCAGCUCAAGCAGUCAAGUUUGUCAAAUCCGCUUCUACUUGUGUGCCGUUCAAGUUAACCGAUAAAUAUACGGUCUGUCCACAAAGACUCUACAUUUCGCACAAUUUUUUUUAGGUCGUUUUCAUUCUAAUAAUCCGUCACACUCUACAUCAUCUCAUGAAAUCGCAGAAUGUUUUUGUGGAAACGCCGUCGAUAUAGACCGUCCCCGUGACCAAUGACUUAUUCUUGUUGUAGGCGGCGACAGACGGUAUUCAUUGGCAUCAUUUGCUUCACUUUACAAG